AUGACCAUAGUCUCAAAUGAUCCCACUUGGUGGCCGUCCAUCAAUGCAAAUCGUUUUUAUAGCUAUUUUGUAGUUGCCGCCUUGGUUGGAGUGACGUAUGAUUGGGCACUUACAUUCGGACAAGAGGUCGAACUCGUCUGGUUAAUGCCAGAGGCAACGUUGGUCCCCGAUGACAGUUCUGUAUCUCAGCGUGCGCUACCUUGGAAUCGUAUAUGCUGCCUUGAACAUGCUAAGCGAUGUUCCGACCACCUCGUUGACAGAUACAGUUGGAUUACGUACGUCGUACGGAAUUGGGUGGGUGUUGUGGUAUUUGCAAUGCUAUGGGUCAUCAUCAUCAUUCGGUUGCAUGCCAUGUAUCAAGGAUCCAGAAAGAUCUUGAUAUUUCUCGUUGUCACCUUCCUGGCCGUCAACAUUUUUGACGGAGUGAACUCUGUACUGAUAACGAUGUAUGCUUCGGAGGAGGAACUCAUUCUCUCUGGCACAUAUCAGUGCACGAUUGACUAUACGGGAGAAAUCCUCCUUAUAAAUUCUGUUGCUUGGAUACUUUCCGUUGUGUGGGAGGUCCUUGCACUGUGUCUCGCAAUCCGGAUUGCCAUAAAACACUUCCGUGAAUCGCGGCAAUAUUCGACAGGAGAAAUUAUCCAGGACUGUUUCACGGUGUUGAUCCAAACUCACGUACUUUACUUUGCCAGCGUUGCUGCUGUUUCUUGCCUCGAGCUCAUUAUUAAUUUAUCCCCGAUACUCGUAACAGACCAAGAUUCUAUAGAAGUUCACACUUUUUAUGGCUUGCUUCAGAUUUUGAAUGUGGUUCAGAUGUUUGUGCUGGGACCACGCCUAAUCCUUGGCGUUCGAGAGUAUAACGCUAAACUCGUGGCCGACUCCGACGCAGCAACCUGCGUAACCUCAGUCGCUUUCCAAGAGCGUGUGCAUAUAUCGACUGACGGUGGUGUGUAA
Molecule: messenger RNA, 954 nt
Organism: Suillus bovinus
Lineage: Eukaryota; Fungi; Basidiomycota; Agaricomycetes; Boletales; Suillaceae
Exons: 13
Coding region: 1-954 (317 amino acids)
Source: RefSeq, a predicted model, not a curated record